AACCUGCCCCAUCGCCCCAGGCCCGGGAGGGAUGCUCCCAGCGGAUUGUGGCCGCCGAAGGGAGCCCGGGAGAUCGCGGAGAGCCAGCGGGAGGAGGCUUUGCCAUUUGCAAAGUGGGAGCCAGCACCAGGAGGAGCCUGCCUGCGGCCGGGCUCUUGCACCCAUGCGCUCCCGCUGAAUGGGAGAGCGCCCGCCCGCCGUCUCGUCCACGCCACCCGCCGGAGCAUCAUCCGCCGUUUGCUGCGCCAGGCCCGGAGAGCACGCAGGGGAUCCCCGCUUCUGGCUCAGUUCAUUUUGGCUGUGGAUCGCAACUCGGAUAACAAGAAUUAUUGGAGCGGUACAAACCUUCUUCGCCGGCACGAUGAGCAACAAACCACCUCCCGACGAUAAGCUUCUGGAGCUGGAUUUACAUUCCCAUUUCAUCAUCGGUUCCGUUUCGGAGGAUAAUUCUGAAGAUGAGACAAGCUCCUUGGUGAAAAUUGAUUUACUGGAAGAAAAAGACCAGUCCAUCUCUCCGGUCUCCGUCAGUUCGGACUCUCUUUCCGACCUCAGUUCUUCCGGUGUUCAAGAGGCCCUUCAUAUGAGGCCAAGCAUGUCCGGCCUUCACCUCAUGAAACAAGGCCGGGAUAGGAAGAAAGUGGAUCUACAGAGGGAUUUCACUGUUGCGUCUCCAGCGGAGUUUGUCACCCGUUUUGGAGGGAACAAAGUUAUUGAGAAGGUUCUCAUUGCCAAUAACGGGAUAGCUGCCGUCAAAUGCAUGAGGUCCAUCAGACGUUGGUCUUAUGAGAUGUUCCGGAAUGAGCGAGCCAUUCGUUUCGUGGUUAUGGUGACGCCUGAAGAUUUAAAAGCCAAUGCAGAAUAUAUUAAAAUGGCCGAUCAUUACGUUCCGGUACCCGGAGGUCCGAAUAACAAUAACUAUGCUAACGUGGAACUGAUACUGGAAAUUGCAAAACGGAUACCUGUGCAGGCCGUGUGGGCCGGCUGGGGCCAUGCGUCAGAGAAUCCCAAGCUUCCAGAACUGCUCCACAAAAACAGCAUUGCUUUCAUGGGUCCCCCAAGCCAAGCGAUGUGGGCAUUAGGAGAUAAAAUUGCCUCUUCUAUAGUGGCGCAAACUGCGGGUAUCCCUACCCUUCCAUGGAGCGGCAGCGGUCUCCAGGUAGAUUGGCAAGAAAACGACUUUCAAAAGCGGAUCUUGAACGUUCCCGAGGAACUAUAUGAGAAGGGCUGCGUGACGGAUGUGGAUCAUGGCUUGAGGGCUGCCGAAGCUAUUGGUUAUCCGGUUAUGAUCAAAGCCUCUGAAGGAGGAGGAGGGAAAGGAAUCCGGAAAGUAAACAAUGCCGAUGAUUUUCCCAACCUUUUUAGACAGGUACAAACUGAGGUGCCCGGCUCACCGAUCUUCGUGAUGCGACUGGCUAAGCAAUCCCGCCACCUUGAGGUCCAGAUCCUUGCCGACCAGUAUGGCAAUGCCAUCUCCCUCUUUGGCCGAGACUGUUCCGUCCAGCGCCGGCAUCAGAAGAUUAUUGAGGAGGCUCCAGCAUCUAUUGCAACAUUGGCUGUCUUUGAACAUAUGGAACAGUGUGCGGUCAAACUCGCCAAGAUGGUGGGCUACGUCAGUGCCGGGACGGUGGAAUAUCUUUACAGCCAAGAUGGGAGUUUUUACUUUUUGGAGCUAAACCCUCGGCUGCAGGUCGAGCAUCCUUGUACAGAAAUGGUGGCUGACGUCAACCUGCCUUCUGCUCAACUCCAAAUUGCGAUGGGAAUUCCUCUCCACAGGAUCAAAGAUAUCCGGAUCAUGUAUGGAGCUUCACCCUGGGGAGACACCCCUAUUGACUUUGACAGCUCGGCCCAUGUGCCUUGUCCGCGGGGUCACGUGAUCGCAGCCCGUAUCACCAGUGAGAACCCCGAUGAGGGAUUUAAACCCAGUUCUGGAACAGUCCAAGAACUGAACUUUCGCAGUAAUAAGAACGUCUGGGGUUAUUUCAGUGUGGCUGCCGCAGGAGGCCUUCACGAAUUUGCAGACUCUCAGUUCGGCCAUUGUUUCUCGUGGGGAGAAAACCGUGAAGAAGCCAUCUCAAAUAUGGUCGUUGCUCUGAAGGAGCUAUCCAUUCGAGGCGACUUCAGAACGACUGUGGAGUACUUGAUUAAGCUGCUUGAAACGGAAAGCUUUCAGCACAACUGCAUUGACACUGGUUGGCUGGACCGACUGAUUGCAGAGAAAGUGCAGGCGGAGAGACCAGAUACCAUGCUGGGGGUGGUUUGUGGGGCUCUCCACGUGGCUGAUGUCAGCCUGCGGAAUAGCAUCUCCAACUUUCUCCACUCCCUGGAGAGGGGCCAAGUCUUGCCUGCACAUACAUUGUUGAACAUAGUGGACGUGGAACUCAUCUACGAAGGGAAGAAAUAUGUACUAAAGGUAGCUCGGCAGUCUCCAAACUCCUAUGUUGUCAUCAUGAACGGUUCCUGCGUGGAGGUUGACGUUCACCGGCUAAGUGACGGAGGCCUCCUGUUGUCCUAUGAUGGGAGCAGCUACACCACCUACAUGAAAGAAGAAGUGGACAGGUAUCGCAUCACCAUUGGCAAUAAAACAUGUGUGUUUGAGAAGGAAAAUGACCCUUCAAUUCUGCGAUCCCCAUCAGCCGGGAAACUCAUCCAGUAUGUGGUGGAAGAUGGCGGACAUGUCUUUGCUGGACAAUGCUUUGGUGAAAUUGAGGUGAUGAAGAUGGUGAUGACACUCACAGCAGCGGAAUCGGGCUGCAUCCAUUAUGUGAAACGUCCGGGAGCAGCCCUUGAGCCAGGAUGCAUAAUUGCUAAAAUGCAACUGGAUGACCCGAGCCGAGUUCAACAGGCUGAGCUCAAUUUGGGAACCUUGCCCCAGAUCCAGAGUACAGCCAUGCGGGGUGAGAAGCUUCACCGGAUCUUCCAUUAUGUCUUUGACAACCUACUCAAUGUGAUGAAUGGAUACUGCCUUCCAGAUCCCUAUUUCACCACCAAGGUGAAAAACUGGGUUGAACGCUUAAUGAAGACUCUCCGGGAUCCAUCCUUGCCUCUACUGGAGCUCCAGGAUAUCAUGACCAGUGUCUCUGGACGGAUCCCCCCCAACGUGGAAAAAUCCAUCAAAAAAGAAAUGGCACAGUAUGCAAGUAACAUCACAUCUGUCCUCUGCCAGUUUCCCAGCCAACAGAUUGCCAACAUCCUGGACAGUCACGCCGCCACCUUAAACCGCAAAUCGGAGCGUGAGGUUUUCUUCAUGAACACUCAGAGUAUUGUGCAGCUGGUUCAAAGAUACCGAAGUGGCAUCCGAGGUCACAUGAAGGCAGUCGUGAUGGAUUUGCUUCGGCAGUACCUCAAGGUGGAAACUCAGUUCCAACACGGUCACUAUGAUAAGUGCGUCUUUGCUCUUCGAGAGGAGAACAAAAGCGAUAUGAACACUGUGCUCAACUACAUCUUUUCCCACGCCCAGGUGACCAAGAAGAACCUCCUUGUGACAAUGCUCAUUGAUCAGUUGUGUGGCCGAGAUCCAACAUUGACCGAUGAGCUGAUCAACAUUCUGACGGAACUGACCCAAUUGAGUAAGACCACCAACGCCAGAGUGGCCUUACGAGCCCGCCAGGUGCUCAUUGCUUCCCACCUGCCUUCCUACGAACUCCGUCACAAUCAGGUGGAAUCCAUCUUCCUCUCGGCUAUCGACAUGUACGGACAUCAGUUCUGCAUCGAGAAUCUGCAGAAACUUAUCCUUUCCGAGACUUCCAUCUUCGAUGUGCUCCCCAACUUCUUCUACCACAGCAACCAGGUGGUGCGAAUGGCAGCUCUGGAGGUGUAUGUUCGGAGGGCAUACAUCGCCUACGAGCUGAACAGCGUCCAACAUCGCCAGUUGAAAGACAACACGUGCGUGGUGGAAUUCCAGUUUAUGCUCCCGACGUCACAUCCAAACAGAGGGAACAUUCCCACGCUCAACAGAAUGUCCUUCUCGUCUAACCUUAACCAUUACGGGAUGGUCCACGUGGCCAGCGUGAGCGACGUUCUCCUGGACAAUUCUUUCACUCCACCGUGCCAGCGCAUGGGAGGCAUGGUUUCCUUCCGAACCUUUGAAGACUUCGUCCGACUUUUUGACGAGAUUAUGGGAUGCUUUUGCGACUCUCCACCUCCAAGCCCCACCUUUCCAGAAUCAGGACACCCAUCCCUGUAUGAUGAAGACAAGAGCGCUCGAGAUGAACCUAUUCAUAUCCUGAACGUCGCCAUUAAGACGGAUUGUGAUAUCGACGAUGAAGGUCUCGCUGCCAUGUUCAGGGAAUUCACGCAGAGCAAGAAAGCUAUCCUGAUUGACCACGGAAUUAGACGUCUAACUUUUCUGGUGGCCCAAAAGGAUUUCAGAAAACAAAUCAACUGUGAGGUGGACCAAAGAUUUCACAGGGAAUUCCCCAAAUUCUUCACAUUCCGUGCCAGGGAUAAGUUCGAAGAGGACAGAAUCUACCGCCACUUGGAACCGGCCUUGGCGUUCCAGCUGGAGCUCAACCGAAUGCGCAACUUUGACCUCACCGCCAUCCCAUGUGCCAAUCACAAGAUGCACCUCUAUCUGGGGGCAGCGAAAGUUGAGGCAGGAGCGGAAGUCACCGAUUACCGGUUCUUUGUCCGAGCGAUCAUCCGCCAUUCGGACUUGGUGACUAAGGAAGCGUCGUUUGAAUACCUACAGAAUGAGGGGGAGCGCUUGCUUUUAGAAGCCAUGGACGAGCUGGAAGUAGCUUUCAACAACACAAAUGUGCGCACUGACUGCAACCACAUUUUCCUCAAUUUUGUCCCUACCGUUAUUAUGGACCCUUCAAAGAUCGAGGAAUCUGUUCGGAGCAUGGUUAUGCGCUACGGGAGCCGUCUGUGGAAACUCCGAGUCUUGCAAGCUGAGCUGAAGAUUAACAUUCAGCUCGCACCCAGCGGCAAGGCUAUUCCCAUCCGGCUGUUCUUGACCAACGAGUCUGGCUAUUACCUUGACAUAAGCCUGUAUAAAGAAGUGACAGACUCCAGAACUGCCCAAAUUAUGUUCCAGGCUUAUGGCGAUAAGCAAGGGCCCCUACAUGGGAUGCUGAUCAAUACUCCCUAUGUGACGAAGGAUUUACUCCAGUCGAAGAGAUUCCAGGCCCAGUCCCUGGGGACGACCUACGUAUAUGAUAUUCCUGAAAUGUUUCGGCAGUCUCUGCUCAAAUUAUGGGACUUUAUGAAGGAGUUUGCGAUUCUCCCUGCUCAGCCUUUGCCUUCUGACAUGCUGACGUAUACAGAGCUUGUCCUGGAUGACCAAGGCCAGCUGGUACAGAUGAACAGGCUUCCUGGAGGAAAUGAGAUUGGAAUGGUGGCUUGGCGCAUGACUCUCAAGACCCCUGAAUAUACAGACGGCCGAGACAUCGUUGUCAUUAGCAACGACAUCACAUAUAAGAUCGGGUCUUUUGGUCCCCAAGAAGACUUGCUUUUUCUCAGAGCAUCAGAGCUGGCUCGGGGGCUGGGUAUCCCUCGGGUUUAUGUUGCUGCCAACAGUGGGGCCCGGAUUGGCUUGGCUGAAGAAAUUCGUCACAUGUUCCACGUCGCAUGGGAAGAUCCAGCCGACCCCUAUAAGGGAUUCAAGUAUCUGUACCUAACUCCUCAAGAUUAUAAGAAAGUUAGUGCCUUGAACUCAGUACAUUGUGAACACGUGGAAGACGAAGGAGAAUCGAGGUAUAAAAUUACAGAUAUUAUUGGGAAAGAAGAUGGCCUGGGGACCGAGAACCUGAGAGGAUCUGGCAUGAUUGCUGGGGAAUCAUCCCUUGCUUAUGAAGAGAUCAUCACAAUUAAUCUGGUGACCUGCCGUGCCAUUGGAAUUGGGGCUUACGUUGUCCGGCUGGGACAAAGGACAAUCCAGGUGGAAAAUUCACAUAUAAUCUUGACCGGUGCUGGAGCACUCAACAAAGUGCUUGGAAGAGAGGUGUACACUUCUAAUAACCAGUUGGGUGGUAUCCAGAUCAUGCACAACAAUGGAGUGACCCACAGCACUGUGUGCGAUGACUUUGAAGGUGUCUACACCAUUCUCCAGUGGCUCUCAUACAUGCCAAAGAGUGUGUUCAGUCCAGUCCCGAUGCUCAUUGUGAAGGACCCAGUAGACAGAACAAUUGAAUUCCUUCCCACCAAGGCCCCCUACGAUCCUCGCUGGAUGCUGGCUGGAAGACCUCACCCAACUCAGAAGGGCCAGUGGCUGAGUGGUUUCUUCGAUUACGGCUCUUUUUUGGAGAUCAUGCAGCCCUGGGCUCAGACGGUUGUGGUUGGCAGAGCCAGGCUGGGUGGCAUACCACUUGGAGUGGUUGCUGUUGAAACGAGGACAGUAGAACUGAGCAUUCCUGCAGAUCCCGCAAAUCUAGACUCAGAAGCCAAGAUUAUCCAGCAAGCUGGCCAAGUCUGGUUUCCUGACUCUGCUUUCAAAACCGCAGAAGCCAUCAAGGAUUUUAAUCGGGAGGGACUUCCGCUGAUCGUCUUCGCCAACUGGAGAGGUUUCUCAGGUGGAAUGAAAGAUAUGUACGACCAGGUGCUGAAGUUUGGGGCCUACAUCGUAGACGGUCUGCGAGAAUAUAAGCAACCGGUCCUUGUUUAUAUCCCACCCCAAGCAGAACUCCGAGGAGGGUCCUGGGUGGUGAUCGACCCCACCAUUAAUCCUCGACAUAUGGAAUUGUACGCUGACCGGGACAGCAGAGGUGGCGUUUUGGAACCUGAAGGGACAGUGGAAAUCAAAUUCCGAAAGAAAGACUUAGUAAAAACCAUGAGGCGUGUGGAUCCCAUCUAUAUGGGGCUGGCAGAGCGACUUGGCACCCCGGAGUUAAACCCAGCUGAGCGGAAGGAUCUGGAGGCCAAGCUGAAAGAGCGGGAAGAAUUCCUAAUUCCCAUUUACCAUCAGGUAGCGGUGCAGUUUGCUGACUUGCACGACACGCCCGGCCGGAUGCAGGAGAAGGGUGUCAUUACCGAUGUGCUAGAAUGGAGAACCUCCCGUUCGUUCUUCUACUGGAGAAUACGGCGUCUUCUUCUGGAGGACUUGGUCAAGAAAAAGAUCCACACGGCAAAUCCUGAACUCACCGAUGGCCAGAUUCAGGCAAUGCUGAGACGCUGGUUUGUGGAAGUCGAAGGCACGGUUAAGGCCUACUUGUGGGAUAACAACAAGGACCUGGUGGAGUGGCUGGAGAAACAGCUGGUAGAGGAAGAAGGUGCCCGCUCGGUGGUUGACGAGAACAUCAAAUACAUUUCCAGGGACUACGUACUCAAACAGAUACGAAGCUUGGUCCAGGCUAACCCAGAGAUAGCCAUGGAUUCCAUCGUCCACAUGACGCAGCACAUAUCGCCCACCCAGCGUACCGAGAUCGUGCGCAUUCUCUCCACAAUGGACUCGCCCGCCUCCACGUAAGAGGACGCCCUCCCCACCCAAUCGCGGAGGGCAAGAAAGGGCCGCUCGCCGCUCUCAACCCCCACAACGUGGACCUGCCAAGAACCGCUGGAAAGUGACUUUUUAAUUUUUUUUUUUUUUUUAAAUACCAGACUUCGACGGAAGACGGCAUGGCAUCCUUCUAGUUGCAAAAGACUCUAGGAACGCAGCUCCCCCACCCCACCCCACCCCCCAGUCCUAAAAUAAUUUAUGGAUGCCAUGUAAUCUUACCUAUUUAUUUAACAAAGAAAGUGACUGGACCAAUAUUGUAACUAACGGUUGUCUGUACAGCACUUAUCCAGAUUAUGAAUGGUACUGUUGUACCAUGAGGUCACGGAAUUUAAAGGGUGGGGGUGGAGGGGGGAGAUAAGGGGUUGAUGUCCGUUGUGAGCCAGUUUGUCUGUUAGUUAACAUCCCCCCCUCCCCAAACCCAAGAUCCCCCUGGUUUCAUCAUGGUAAACGGGCUGCUCACCCUCUCCCCAUUUUCCCGGGGCCCUUCGGUUCAUCGGCUAAUCCUGCAGGAGACGGGUAGUGAUAGAAAAAAAAUUACACACACCCUUCCUGAAUCAGCCUGGCGGGAUCACCAUUUCCGUGCCUAAAGGGAGACCCUCGGACUUCGUGUAGCUCAUUCCCCUAAUCUGGAAAGAGCGUCUCCUUCCGUCACAAGGCAAGGACAGGGCCCAUUUUCCUCUUGAAAGACUGCAGCAGCAACGCGUCUUCCCCUUCCCUCGGCUGGGCUCCCUCUGUAUAGUCGCAAAGCAGCCAGCUGACGCUUAAAAGGCAGCACAAUGCUUUCCACGGUCAUAACUACCAGUCUUUGGGCGUUAAAACAGACCUAUCCAGCACCCCUCGGUUUCCCAGGGCGGGCUGGACCAAAUCCAGCCCAGAGUGCCUCUCUUAUGUCAGGUAUCGUGCCUCUCUGCCCCAUCGCUUGGUCCUACAGCACAGAUUAAGCCAACAAGAUUUUCACUUGCUGACAUCCCCCCCGUCCCCAUCCCACCUGCUGAUUUCCUCCUCGUGUUUUGCUCCAGGAAGGAAGCUUCACUUCGACCUGCCCCAAUGAAAUGGCCCUAAUUAAGUUCUGAAACUGACCAGGGAUGCAUCAGAGCAUCUCUUUCUGCCGCCCUCCAGCCAGGACAGGAAGUGCUGGAAGCUACAACUGCUGGGUUUUUUGGGGGUGGAGGGGAAUGUGGCAGAUGUGUAAGACUGGAGGACCAGCAGCACUUAGUAAAAUCUGCAGAAAUGGGAUUUUGGGGUUCUGGUAGGAAUUAGGGGGCAUGUGCCUUGCUGGGGUGGAGAAAGUGUCUGGGCCACCAGCAAGAUUUGGGAUCCCAUUUUCAAAACUCAGUUGCCCAAGUUGUAGAAGAGCAUUUCCUUUCUUCUUGCAGACACACCAACCUAUAGCAUGCAGCUGUGGGACACACAUACACACACACACACACACCAAUUUUGGAAUGGGACAACUCUCCACAGCCACAACUCUCACAAUUCAACAAAUACAAAAGUGAAAUUAAUUUCAACAGAACCGUUGCCAAUAAUAAUAAAAUUAAGUCAAUCCAGAAACACAAGAGUUACAUUAAUUAUCAAUGAAAAUGUGGCCACCGACAAUAAAAGUAACUGAGUGGAACGAUUAAUUCAGCGUUGACUUGUCCCGCGGUGAGUUGGGCAUGGCGAGGUGGCCGCAGCGAGAUGUCCUUGACCCCCUCGAGUUGUAUAGCUGAUUCUUACCUAAGGGCCUAUAGCUGUGAUGGGAGAGUCUACUCUACACCCCCACACACACACACACCCCAACUCUCAGAGCCAGCCUUAGAUCCAAGUUUGGGGGGGGGGCAGUCAUAAAACCCCCAGCCACUUUAAUGGUCUUUCUAAACCAAGGAUCUAAUUUUUCCCUGCUUAAAAAAAAAAAACCAACAGUUUGGAAUUAAUGCGGUUGGCUUUUUUUUUCAUAAAUUGCAAAGUGCUAAAAUCCAUCCUGCUCAACGUAAUAACAGAAAGUGGGGAGGGAAUUUAAUUUGGGGGGGGGGUCUGGGUUGGGAGGAUCCUCGUAGCACAGUAUUAACCAACCAAGCUUCACUCAAAAUCAAGACCAAGAAUCUAGUUCCCAGGUGCAUUUCGUUUUUUUAACCUGGAAAGUGCCGAGUGUGUGAAUUAAAACACCCCUUCGCUGUACUUCAGAGAGCCCAGCCUUCUCCAGCUUCCAGACCUCAAAAGCUUCCCCGGAGUUAUGUCCAAAGAUUACUGGCCAGAAUGGACAUCUUGGACAUCUGGAGGGCUAGAGUGACUUUGCAACAGGCUGAAACAUCAAAAGGAACCUUGUUUGAAGGGAGAUAUAAAUUCUUCCGCAAAGCACAUAUUUUGGGCUAAAAUAACGCAGAUCUACUUAGAUCAUACUAACAAAAUGUUCCAAAAGAAGAGGCUUACUUAUGGGACUGUGGUGGUGGGCUUGAAUUUCCACCAGAUUUUCCCUCCAGGGUUCAGCUCAGUGCCUUUCUUUUUUUGAAACUCCCCCUCCCAUUAUUUCUUCAUUAAAGAAAAUAGAUGUUCAGCUAAACUCCCAGGAUGGCCCAGGUUCCAGAGAGCACAAUUGCAUUCGAGAUGAUUUUCCCCAACAACUGCCACGGAAUCGCAUUGAUCCCAUCAUCCUUCCAAGAACCGAGUCUUAGCUUCUCACAUCCAUCUUUGCAAUUUUGGCAUCCUUCCUUCCCUCAUGCAAAACAUACGAACCGAUCUGUUGUUUAUGUCAAGGAGUUGUCGCUUCCAAAAGCUUUGUAACCACCAGCUUAAGCCUGUCAAAUGGCUGUUACUUUCGACCCCACGCCGAUUCUUUUUUAGAGGCUGCAAAAACAACCGCAGUGAAAAGAUGGCCUUUUCAAUCUUACCCCUUAAAUUCUAGUCCACCAAAGUUUGAAAAAAAAAAAUUUAAAUCAACACAUCCUCACACAGGAUUGAAGAGGGGCGGAAAAACAAGCAAAGAGGCAUUUCUGGGUGCUUCCUGAAUCUGUUCGGUCCCUAAAAGAUGCAGCGAUCAUUAUGAUUUUAGCAGGAAUAAAUUCAGACAAAACCUCUCGCUCGGAAGUAUUAAAGUGCGUUUUGCUUUGGGAGAAUUGUCGGGUCUGAAGUUGUUCCACUUACCUCAGUUUUCUUUUAAUAAAACCAACAAUCAAU
Pantherophis guttatus is the source of this 10585-nucleotide messenger RNA. RefSeq names its product acetyl-CoA carboxylase alpha (gene ACACA). Gene Ontology annotation, biological process: fatty acid biosynthetic process. Gene Ontology annotation, cellular component: mitochondrion. Gene Ontology annotation, molecular function: acetyl-CoA carboxylase activity; metal ion binding; ATP binding. The record is from RefSeq and is a predicted model, not a curated record. Lineage: Eukaryota; Metazoa; Chordata; Lepidosauria; Squamata; Colubridae.